AUGAGGGUGUGUUCUCCAAGUCAAACGAAGGUAACCAGCUAUGCGUCACUCACGUCAACAUUAGCUCCCGGUGGAAGUGCGCCCACAAUUGCCAGACGCCAGUCCGAGGAAACCAACACCAACAAGUCGUCCUGUUACAAACCGAAACUACUACUUCCACGAACACCAACAGUGCAAUCCCUGAAAUCCGAUGAGGCAGCUUGCAAAGCACAUGCGGAUUAUUUCCAGCGGCAUUUGCUUCGACCUGCUGUUCCCGGUCUGCCCAACGCUCACAUUCGAGCUGCGUCCGCCGAGACCAGCCACCGAUUUCGUUCGUGGACGCCGAACAACAGUCCGCGCAC
Molecule: messenger RNA, 341 nt
Organism: Opisthorchis viverrini
Lineage: Eukaryota; Metazoa; Platyhelminthes; Trematoda; Opisthorchiida; Opisthorchiidae
Exons: 5
Source: RefSeq, a predicted model, not a curated record